GACCAUUCUCCUCUUCUCUAAGAUCUGGCUACCUCGCUCUUUUGAGCCGGCGACGUCUCGCGCAACGGAACAUGGUGUUAUUUACGAAGCUAGCGGCCCUAGUUCUCCUUGCAUUCCCUCAUGCCAUCCUCGCCGACCCCAGUAGUGGAUCGGCAUUGUACCCGCCAGGGCUGCUGCCCUUGAUCAACCGCGCGAAUACACUCUUCUCUGCAGGGCAGUUUAACGAAGCGUCACGAAUAUACUCGGAAGCAAUCGAGCAAUCCCCUCUCGAUUACCUCCUCUACUACCGCCGCGCCACCGCCUACCUCUCCCUCUCGCGAUACCCGCAGGCGUUGUCGGACCUCGACAAGGUGCUGGAACUGACGAACAAUACCUUUGACAAGGCGCACCUCGUCAAGGCGCGCAUCCAUGCUCUCUCGGGUCACUGGGCCGAGGCCAGGGCGUCCCUGGCCCAGUACGGGAAGGCCAAGAAGGCGAGCGACCCGGAGGCGAUGGAGAUCAUGAUGAGCGUGAGCGAGGGGGAGUCGGCGGAGAAGAAGGCGCGACAGGCGGCCAAGUCACACCUGUGGACGCUGUGCGAGGAGGAGAGCAGCAUUGCGCUGCGGACGGCUACGCACUCUGUCGACCUGAGGCAGCUGAGGGUACAGUGCUCGUUGCAGGCUGGUGACGUGGAAAGCGCGGUGGGGGACCUGACUCGAAUCACCCAUCUAACGUCCGCCUCGACACCGCUGUACAUGCGCAUCUUCCGACUGACGUACUUCCUGCUCCCUCCCACUUCGACCGAGUCCGCGCUGUCCACGCUGAAACAAUGCCUGCACUACGACCCCGACUCGAAACCGUGCUUCUCUGCGCGGCGGCUGGUUAAGACCUUGGCAAAGUCCACGGACAAGCUGUCUUCAUACGAAGCCGACUCGAAGUGGUACGGCUUGAUCAACCUCCUCGUACCGAAGAAGAGCACAGGCAAGGGAGGGUUGAUCAGCGAGUUUGAGGAAGCUGUGAAGGAGCACUUCGAGAAGGAGGAGCUGCCUAGCAGUUUGCAGCCGAUGAAGAGCAGUCCGAGGCUCGCGGAGCUGUAUCGCAGCGCGUGUCGGGCGUAUACAAAGCUUGGGAAGGCCAAGGAGGGUGAGACGUACUGCGCGAGCCUGCUAGGUAUGAAGGGUAUGGAGGAUGAUGCUAUCGGCCUGGUGGGCCGCGGAGAGGCAUUGCUCGUCAAGGAAGAGUGGGAGGAAGCUGUGAGGGUGCUCGAGAAGGCGUUCGAGGCAACCGGGAGGAGCGAUCGUGAAGUGAUGCAGUCGUUGCAGAAGGCUCAGAAGCUCCUGAAACAGUCGAAGCAGAAGGACUAUUACAAGGUUCUGGGUGUUGCAAGGGAUGCGGACCAGAAGACGAUCAAGAAAGCCUAUCGCAAAGCGACAAUGAAAGCCCACCCAGACAAAGGCGGUAGCGAAGCUAAAAUGGCAGCCGUCAACGAGGCGUACGAGGUGCUCUCCAACCCAGAAUUGCGCGCUCGGUUCGACGCGGGCGACGAUCCCAACGAUCCGAUGUCCCAGCAGGGCGGGCAUCCCUUCCAGCAGGGCGGCUCGCCGUUCGGCUUCCACCCCGGCGGCGGGGCGCAGUUUGCGUUCAGCGAGGGACACCCGUUCGCAGAGUUCUUUGGCGGUGGCCCCGGUGGAUUCCAAUUUCAGUUUGGAAGGAGCGGGGGGCGUGGAAGGAGGGGUCAUUGAGAGCAGGCUGGAUGAGGAUGGUGAUAUCAACGAGGUGAAAGGAGUGGAUGGAUGGACUCGUGCAUUUAGAGUAGUGAUCUCAUUUUGUCGAGCGGUUAUGCCUUUGUGUGGCUGUUUGUUAUCGUUGGCAUUAUUGUACGCAAUUGUAAAUCUAGUGCAAUGUUAUAUUAUUUUCAC
This is a messenger RNA of Gloeophyllum trabeum ATCC 11539, 1898 nucleotides long. RefSeq lists its product as uncharacterized. Gene Ontology annotation, biological process: protein folding in endoplasmic reticulum. Bases 72 to 1721 code for a protein of 549 amino acids. Gene Ontology annotation, molecular function: misfolded protein binding; protein-folding chaperone binding. The transcript has 7 exons. NCBI's taxonomy places the organism in Eukaryota, Fungi, Basidiomycota, Agaricomycetes, Gloeophyllales, Gloeophyllaceae. Gene Ontology annotation, cellular component: endoplasmic reticulum. The record is from RefSeq and is a predicted model, not a curated record.